GUUCUCUUCCAAGGUUGUUGCCACUCAACUCUGCUGAAAAAUAGUCACGCUUGUGUGGAGAAGGCAAUGCAUCAUGAUUGUCCUGUUUGUUUUGAGUAUUUGUUCAAAUCGAUGCAUGAAAUCGCUGUCUUGCCAUGUGGACAUACAAUCCAUAUCAACUGUCUGAAUGAAAUGAGACAGCAUUUACAGUAUGCAUGCCCUCUUUGCUCAAAGUCAGUUUUUGAUAUGUCAAAGGUUUGGGAGAAGUUUGACUUGGAGAUUGCUGCUACACCAAUGCCUGAACUAUAUCAAAAUAAAAUGGUUUGGAUCCUUUGCAAUGAUUGUGGUAGAACUAGUAACGUAAAGUACCAUCUUAUUGCUCAAAAGUGCUUGAAUUGCAAAUCCUACAACACAAGACAAACUUGAGGCUGAAGAGAAAAAUGGGCAUUGUUACAUUUCAUUUCAUUCAUUGAGAAAAUGUAUUACUUUUCCCUCUUAUCCUUUGUGAAGGAAGUAGUGGCAACCCCAUGUUUAAUUGGAACAACAACUUGAACAUGUAAUGAACAUGGCGUUAAAGCCUAGUUGGGUCGGCAC
Messenger RNA from Arachis ipaensis, 573 nucleotides. The record is from RefSeq and is a predicted model, not a curated record. NCBI's taxonomy places the organism in Eukaryota, Viridiplantae, Streptophyta, Magnoliopsida, Fabales, Fabaceae.